AUGCGAGCUCAGAAUGACUACCAAUUUGCAGAGUAUUUAUUAAAGAUUGGGAAUGGAACUGAACCAUCAAUAGUUGAAGACUAUGUUCGCCUACCAAAAGAUAUUGCCAUUAUAGAUGAAGGUCAUGAAGAUUCAGUAUUAAAAUUACUAAAUAUUGUUUAUCCUGAUCUCCCACAAAAUGCAAUGUCAGCUGAAUAUAUAACAAAUAGAGCGAUUCUUUCGACCACAAAUGAGUAUGUUGAUGAGAUCAACAAUAAAAUGAUUCGCCUAUUUCCUGGAAACAUAGAAGAGUUCAUGAGUUUUGACGAGGCAAUUGAUGACACACAUAGUUACUAUCAAGAAGAAUUUCUCAAUUCAUUAUUGCCCAAUGGUAUUCCUCCUCACAAAUUGAUGCUAAAAAUAAAUUGUCCAAUCAUACUUUUAAGAAACUUAGAUCCAUCUAAUGGUCUAUGUAAUGGAACUAGAAUGGUUUGUCGGAAAUUUCAGAAGAACGUCAUUGAUGCAGAAAUCACAUCUGGCCAACAUGCAGGAAAACAAGUCUUCCUCCCACGUAUACCAAUGAGCCCAGCAAAUGAUGAAGGAUAUCCAUUCAAAUUCAAAAGAAAACAAUUUCCAAUUCGACUAUGCUUUGCCAUGACUAUUAAUAAGGCUCAAGGACAAACGAUUCCCAAUGUGGGAAUUUAUCUUCCUCAACAUGUUUUUUCCCAUGGACAAUUGUAUGUCGCACUUUCGAGAGGCAUUUCUACAGCAACAACAAAGGUAUUGGUGAAAUCAGAUGAUCGAUUGACAAAAAAUAUUGUAUAUAAGGAAGUUUUGACUUUGUAA
Messenger RNA from Momordica charantia (bitter melon), 825 nucleotides. RefSeq lists its product as uncharacterized. The record is from RefSeq and is a predicted model, not a curated record. Gene Ontology annotation, biological process: DNA repair; telomere maintenance. Gene Ontology annotation, molecular function: DNA helicase activity. Lineage: Eukaryota; Viridiplantae; Streptophyta; Magnoliopsida; Cucurbitales; Cucurbitaceae.